Molecule: messenger RNA, 858 nt
Organism: Sycon ciliatum
Lineage: Eukaryota; Metazoa; Porifera; Calcarea; Leucosolenida; Sycettidae
Product: neurofilament medium polypeptide-like
Exons: 1
Coding region: 1-858 (285 amino acids)
Source: RefSeq, a predicted model, not a curated record
AUGGGUAAGAAAAGCGAGCCUAGCAAUUUGAAGCCCGACAAUGGGAAAUCCCCGCAGUCGCAGGAAUGUCCCAAGGUACACGUGUCUGUGACUGUUGAGACGCCUCCAGUUACCAGCAAACAGAAUGUCGAAGUGUCGGUGGCCGCAAAGGUAAAGUUUUGCACCGAAAAGGCCUCCACACCGAAGUCUACUGCAGGGCCUGGGGAGGGUUCUGAACGGGACCAACCUACGUAUCCGGAGUGCACUGCUCCAGUAAAACCCGCUGCUCCAGUGAAACCCGCUGCUCCAGUGAAACCCGCUGCUCCAGUGAAACCCGCUGCUCCAGUGAAACCCGCUGCUCCAGUGAAACCAGCUGCUCCCGUGAAACCCGCUGCAGCCGUGAAACCCACGGCUGUUGUGAAACCCACGGCUGUUGUGAGACCCAUGGCUAUUGUGGAACCCACUGCCUCUGGUGCCGCUGAUUCCACUGAUUCCACCGACAGCAGCACGACGUCAGAUUCGAUUUCAAAAUUUAAGCACGUGGCGCACCAAGCUCGCCUCUCCCCGAUUCCCCUCAAGGUUGAUAAGCACAACGGCUUUCCCAUGGAAUUUGUCGGCGUGGAGGAAGACGAGGCAGAUUUGGACGAAACCGUCUCGACUGUCAUCCUAAGCGAUCCUGACGCGAGCGUAUCAAGUGAAGAAAUUCUGGCGGAGGAUACGUUUUCGGGUGGCUCGUCUCUCGAUCUGUUCAGUGAUCCUUUUGAUGAUUCCGAUGUGAUUAUCUCACCCACUAUCCUGGACUCGGAUGAUGAGUUUAAGUCAGGAAUGGAAGGACUUGGCGUCCCUCUAGCCCAAUCUAGCCCUAAGAAGGAUCCUUAG